GAGGGCUAUUUAAAGCGGCACUCAGGCCCGGAGCCGCAGUUCCGAGUCUCCGCACGCCUUUCCUCUGGCCGCUCCUUAGUCCAGUCCAGACUCACCAUGGUGGACGCCUUCGUCGGGACCUGGAAGCUGGUGGACAGCAAGAAUUUCGAUGACUACAUGAAAUCACUCGGUGUGGGCUUUGCCACCAGGCAGGUGGCUAGCAUGACCAAGCCUACCACAAUCAUCGAGAAGAACGGGGAUACUAUCGUCAUAAAAACACACAGCACCUUCAAGAACACAGAGAUCAGCUUUCAUCUGGGGGUGGAGUUUGAUGAGACGACAGCAGAUGACAGGAAGGUCAAGUCCCUUGUGACACUGGAUGGAGGAAAACUUGUUCAUGUGCAGAAGUGGGAUGGGCAGGAGACAACACUUACACGGGAGCUGAGCGAUGGCAAACUCAUCCUGACACUCACCCAUGGCAAUGUGGUGAGCACUCGAAUUUAUGAAAAAGAGGCGUGACCUGGCUGUACCAUCACUGACUGCUCCUGCCGGCUGGCUACCCCUCAACUCAGCACCAUGUUGCCUCAUUUUUUUUUUCCUUCUCUGGCGUUUUGUAUAAAUACACUUUGGUUGGGGAAUUUUUCUGAAGUCAAGUGGCAUCAACCUGGAUCCAGUUCCAGUUCUCAUUGUGUAUGUGGUUUGUUUUUUUUAAAAACUGUGUCGAAGGGUGCUCUGAGGUCAAUAAAGCAGAGCAAAGGUCA
Messenger RNA from Nannospalax galili (Upper Galilee mountains blind mole rat), 740 nucleotides. It is a transcript of the gene Fabp3, whose product is annotated as fatty acid binding protein 3. NCBI's taxonomy places the organism in Eukaryota, Metazoa, Chordata, Mammalia, Rodentia, Spalacidae. Bases 97 to 498 code for a protein of 133 amino acids. Gene Ontology annotation, molecular function: fatty acid binding. Gene Ontology annotation, biological process: fatty acid transport. Gene Ontology annotation, cellular component: cytosol; nucleus. The transcript has 4 exons. The record is from RefSeq and is a predicted model, not a curated record.